This is a messenger RNA of Acanthosepion pharaonis, 765 nucleotides long. The record is from the annotation of a GenBank genome assembly. NCBI's taxonomy places the organism in Eukaryota, Metazoa, Mollusca, Cephalopoda, Sepiida, Sepiidae.
AUGUUUUUAUUUUUAUUUUUCAUUUUGUUUACUCUUUCAUUUUUCUUUCAAAUUUUCUUUCUUAAUUUUCUUCUCUUUUUUUCUUUUCUUUCAUUCAUUUUAUUUUUCUUAACUUCAUUCUUUUCUUUUCUUCGUUUUUCUUUCGUUUCCAUUUUAUUUUCUUCUGUAUCCGUCUUUUAUUUUAAAUCAAUUCAUCUUUUUGAUAUUUUUUCUUCUUUCCGUCUUUCUUUCUUUCUAUUAUUUUUUCAUUCUUUCAUUUAUUUCUUAGUUCUUUUUCUUCUUUAUAUUUUCCUUCUUUAUUCUCUCUCUUUUACACAAUCUCAUUCUGUUUCUUUCUUUUCAUUCUUUGGCCGUUUUUCUUUUUUUAUUUAUUUUCUUCCUUCCUUUCUUUCAUUUAUCUUUAUUUUCUUUUCUUUAUUUUUUUCUUUCUUUAUCUUCUUCUUUCUUUAUCUUCUUCUUUCUUUAUUUCCUUCUUUCUUUAUUUUUUUCUUUCUUUAUCUUCUAUUUUUUAUCAUCUUCUUUAUUUUUUUCUUUCUUUAUCUUCUUCUUUCCGUAUUUUCUUAUACCCUUUUAAAUUUUUUACGCUUCUUUCUUCCUUCAUUUCUUCUUCUCUUAUUAAUUGUUUUAUUCUUUCUUCAUGUCUUUCUUUUCAUUUCCAUUUUCUUUAUUAAUCUCUAUAUCUUUCUUUAUUUGUCACGUUUUUCAUUUUUCGUAUUAUCCUUGGCUCCUCAUUUCUUAAUUCUCUAUUUAUUUAUAUUUCCCUGA